CGGUAAGUUUUGCUCUCCGUGGUCCACCACGAAGUCGAAAAGAGUGUCCCCCAGCGCAGAAGCAAUGGAAACCGAGGAGGUCACGUCCCGGGUGGCCCAGCUGGAGCUGAACUACGACACGUACGAGGCGGACUGCUCCUCCUCCGCCAGCACGGAACCAUUUCCGGUGCCGGAUGCCGCCAGCUGGCUGCAGUUUGGCGUCCACUCGCGGGACAUGACGCGCGAGACGGCCUACUGCGACGAGCGGCUGGUGCGGGAGGUUUUCGCGCUGCGCAGCUCGCUGGACGAGCAGGACGCCCGGAAGGUUCGGACGGCGCGCAAUCGGAGCAACUUCUUCGAAUUUAAGGCCGGGCAGUUUAUGAACCGGGCCGCGGUCAAGAUUGCGAACGUGGACGCCGCCUUCGGGUGGGAGUUGUGUAAGUUGGGCGAGGGGGAGGAGGAGGAGCUGAUGUACUUUGUGGACGUUUUCGGAGGUCCCGGGGGAUGUAGCGAGUACAUUCUGUGGCGGAACGGCGGCUGGAAGGCGCGUGGGUUCGGAUUUACCACGUACGGCGAUUACGAGUUUCAGCCGGAGUACUUUCGGGCGGUUUCGCCGGAGACGUUGGAUCCGUUUUACGGCGCGAAUGAUGAUGGGAAUCUGUUCGAUCCGGGGAAUAUCCGGGGGUUCAUCGAUUACGUGAUGGCACACACUGGGCAAGACGGGGUUCAUCUGCUCGUGUGCGACGGUGGAUUCCUGCUGAAGAAUAAUUGCCAGGAGGUCAUCUCGAAGCAGCUGUACCUGGUGCUGGUCAUGCUGGCCGUGACCGUGAUCCGUCCCGGGGGAAAUGCGAUCAUCAAGGUGUUCGAUUUGUACACGCCGUUCAGCGUGGGUCUGAUCUUCAUCCUGACCCGGAUGUACGCGAAGGUUUCGAUUCUGAAACCGUGCACUUCCCGGCCGGCCAAUUCCGAGCGUUACGUCGUGUGCCAGAAGCGCCUCAACAAGUGCCCGGACAUGGGCGAGUUCCUGUUUUCGGUCAACAAGGUCAUGUGGGAGAACAGCCAGGACAUGUGCGAGUCCAACCAGGACUACGACAUCCUGCAGCUGGUGGCGGAGGAUCUCAUCCAAAACGACGCGGAUUUCUGUCACUUUAUUCGAAACUCCAACGACAAGCUGGCCAGCCGCCAGAUCGACGGUCUAAAGGCGCUCAUCGACGCCCUGCAGCCCGGCUACCGCCCAAAACCCGUCGACCAUGACUUUGUGCAGGAAACGCUGUGGCGCUUCUGGAAGUUGGACCACAAAUCGGCGCUCGCACCGACCGCGGACGCCCGGACCAAGCCGGCCCCGGAAUACGCCGCCCAAUUCGUGGACGCCAAAACGCUCGAACUGUUCCGCUCGUCCGGAAACAUCCUGAACGGCAGUCGUCCGCUGCGGCAGACCUUCGGCUCACCGCACGACUGGAGCUUCGUGGCGCUGGACGUGUCCGCCGACAAGGGCAAAAACAUCCGCACCAUGUUCGUGAGCAAGGGCAACGGAAAUGUGUUCUUCUACGACAAGAAAAAGUCCGAGUGGCGCCAAAUCAAGGAGUACCAGCUGAUUCUGUCGCCGCGAACGGUGCUGUACGGCGAGAUCGUCGAGGAGAUUCAAGUCAAGAACAACCGCGAAACGCGCGUGUACGCGCUCCACAUCAUCGACGCCAUCGUCCUCGGGGGCGUCGACGUCCGCGCCCUGCCGCUGGCCAAGCGCAGUGCCCUCUGCGCCAAGUUCGCCACCGCGCUGAACCGGCCGCUGUGCCACCUCAGCACCAACCCGGUCCGGCCGAUCCCCGUCCGGGCCAAGCAGCUGUACGCGCUCGCCGAGAUGGAGCACUUCUUCGCGAACGUCACAAUCUACACGCUCGAAAGCGGAACCAAGGUGAUCGGGUGUGCCGUCGAGCGGUUCGACCCGCGCGAAACCCACCGCUUCUACAUUCCGCGCGCGCUGCUCUUCGUGCGGCACUCGCAGGAGGCGGGUCGAGUGUUGAGCUUCGAGCGCAGCUUCCGGAGCCGGCAGGUGUGGAUCUGGAGCCGGACGAAUCAGCUGUACUCCGCCGGACAGUACGCGGACGUCGAGCGGGAACCGGGCCUGGUGUACCGGGUGGAGUUUGAGGAGUUUAUUGACGAGAGCGAGGACGCGGAUUAGCGGGGAUGACGAAGUGCGAGUUUUUAUUUUUAUUAUUUUCAAACAUGAGUUGAAUUCUUAAGUUAUCGCGAUGUACGCGAUUUGUUGAUUUCCGAAAGCAAUAUGACCAAUUUUCUUUGUUGUAUGACUAUUGAGAACGUGAGGAAUAAAUGAACACGUUACGUUACGUAUUUUGCGUA
Culex pipiens pallens (northern house mosquito) is the source of this 2337-nucleotide messenger RNA. Its product is annotated as cap-specific mRNA (nucleoside-2'-O-)-methyltransferase 1-like. The transcript has 2 exons. Gene Ontology annotation, biological process: 7-methylguanosine mRNA capping. Gene Ontology annotation, cellular component: cytoplasm; nucleus. NCBI's taxonomy places the organism in Eukaryota, Metazoa, Arthropoda, Insecta, Diptera, Culicidae. The record is from RefSeq and is a predicted model, not a curated record. Bases 65 to 2158 code for a protein of 697 amino acids. Gene Ontology annotation, molecular function: methyltransferase cap1 activity.